GGUCAUUAUUGAAAAUUAUAUUUUACCAAUACUACAAAUUAUUGUUAUUAUUUAUUGAAAAAAACAAAGAAAGACUUCAACAUUAGACCAUUACCAUCCCCAUGGCCAUGGUCAUGCUCAUGCUCACCUUCCUCUCCCUCCAAAUACUACCAUUUUUUCUUUUCUCCUUCUAGCACCUUCUCUCUCGUCUGUCUGUCUGUCUGUCUCUCCCUCCAUCCAGAAAUCUUUCUAAAAAUCUCCAAAAGCCAUGUACCAAUCUUCAUCUUCUUCAUCAUCGCAUCAACAAUCCAGCGCUAACACGAAGGCGGUUCCGACCGGGUUGACUCGGUACGGCUCCGCCCCAGGGGCCCUAUUGACUCGAGCGGUGGACUCAGUGAUCGCGGCAGACCCAUUGAUUUCGGGAAACCAUACUCACUACUACUCCUCGUCCUCAGCUGAUUCCUCCUCCGAGUCAACUUGCAAAGUCAGCUCAUCGAAUGAUCAAAAACUCUCCAAUUUGGGUGGGCUCCAGAGAUCCUACGGCUUGAACGAAAUUGCCCAUAGCGCAGGAUCCUUGGGGAGGCAGCGUAGCUCUCCUGCUGGGUUUCUAAGCCAAGUCGCCGCCGAAACUGGAUUUUCAGUUACAAGAGGGAGUGGGAGCUAUAAUCCGCAAGGUGGGUAUGGAGAAUCAAGGUUAAAGCCUCAAUUGAGCUUCACUAGACAAGAUGCUCUUACACAUAUCUCUGCAGGUAGUGAAGAUGUUUACAAUGGCAUCAGCUCUGACAAUGGCCGUCAAAACACCAGGCGUUCUUAUGUUGCUAAUAAUACUACUAAUACUACUAACUUUGGUGUGGACUCUUGGGAGAAUACCAAUUCUAUUACUUUCUCCACUCCCGCUAGCAAACGAGCUAAGAAUAUCGAUGGAGACUAUUUCUCAUGUUUUAACGUCUUGGAUUCUCAGUACAGCCUGCCGGAGACAACUCUAGAGAUGGCUGCCAUGGAGAAGCUACUGAAUAUCCCCGAGGACUCUGUCCCUUGCAAAGUCCGUGCUAAGCGAGGCUGUGCCACUCAUCCCCGAAGCAUUGCUGAAAGAGAGAGAAGAACCAGAAUAAGUGGGAAAUUGAAGAAACUACAAGAUCUUGUUCCGAAUAUGGAUAAGCAAACAAGCUAUGCAGACAUGUUGGAUUUGGCAGUGCAGCAUAUCAAAGGCCUUCAAAAUCAAGUCGAGAAACUCCAGCAUGAUCUCGAAGGUUGCACAUGCGGAUGCAAACAAUUGAUUUGAUAUCCAUGGUGUCUAAGGGACAAAAAACAAAAAAGGAUCAAGCAAUGUAAAAUGAAUGUAAGAUAGUCUUCUUUUGUAUCAAGAAAUUGAGAAAGCUGACUCAAGCAACACGGAUAGUCAUAUUGUCUCGAAAUCAAGCUUAAUAACCCGAAGAACAUGGGUAUAGCUUCAACAUGUAUAUAUUUAUGUGAAACUGCUGAUCCAUAGCUCGUCUGGAAGAGGAUGAGUUUUGCUCUCUAGAAAAUGAAAAAUGUCAAGUGAGGUUCAGUUUUAUGUUUUCAGUUGCUAACAUUGGGUAAUAUCUUCAUCAAUUUGUUGUUGUAGCUUGGUGAGAUUCUUGUUGAAGAUGAAACAUGGAACAUUUAGAUUCGAGUGUAGAAAUUGAUUAGUAUGUAAGAGAGCAGUUUUUCUUCUAUGGUCUAUUUCUUGAAUAUUUUGAACAUUAUUAUGUAAAGAGACGAUUUUUGGUA
Messenger RNA from Tripterygium wilfordii, 1731 nucleotides. RefSeq names its product transcription factor bHLH128. The coding region runs from base 248 to 1261 and encodes 337 amino acids. Gene Ontology annotation, biological process: regulation of transcription by RNA polymerase II. Gene Ontology annotation, cellular component: nucleus. Lineage: Eukaryota; Viridiplantae; Streptophyta; Magnoliopsida; Celastrales; Celastraceae. Gene Ontology annotation, molecular function: RNA polymerase II cis-regulatory region sequence-specific DNA binding; DNA-binding transcription factor activity, RNA polymerase II-specific; protein dimerization activity. The record is from RefSeq and is a predicted model, not a curated record. The transcript is spliced from 6 exons.